GAGUUGGCCAGUAAGUUAUCAACCUGACAACAUGUCUGCUGGGCUGCCUCUGUGUUUAGAGAACUAGGAAUGAGACAUUGACAGAACCCCGUACUACACUGGUGGCAGCGGUGGGAUAGGAUGGGAGUCUCUGACUGUGAUCGCAUUUAAUGCUCGGUAGUCUACACAAAACCUGUAGGUAUUGUCUUUUUUUCUCACCAUCACAAUUGGGCUGGCCCAUGGACUGAAGCUUUCCUCAAUAAUGUCUCGUCUUAGUAGCUCAUCGACCUGAGUCUGUAUUUCAACUCUCAUACUCAGAAAGGACACAUCACAGAAAGUCAGAUGUUGAUGUUGCCAAAGUUUGCUCCCAUCAACAUUCCUCUCCAUCGGCGUUUGGAGACAGGAGCUGUUCUAAUAUGGUGGUACAUCUUUAUGUGGAUUAGAAUGACAGUUCAAUUAUUUCUUGUAGUUCUACUCUUUACAAGAUAUUUCUGGGUGUCUUUCGUCCUGAUGGGUUGGGCCUACUAUGACAGACACACCUCAAAGAGAGGGGGUCGCCGUAGCGACUUCAUGCGCCGUUGCCGCAUCUGGAAGAAAAUGGCAGACUACUUCCCGGCUCAUCUGGUGAAGACCGCGGAGUUGGAUCCGAACCGGAACUUCAUCUUCGGAGUGCAUCCCCAUGGCAUCAUGAGUGUUGGUGCCUUUAUCAACUUUGCAACGGAAGCGACGUUCUUCAGCGAGGUCUUUCCUGGGAUAAAGCCCCAUCUUUGCACCCUCUCCGUCAUGUACACAUAUCCAAUCGCAAGGGAUUUGAUGAUGGCUGGGGGUAUGUGUGAUGUGAACAAAGAGAGCAUAGACUACCUUCUAGGCCAGUCAGGACCGGGGAAUGCGGCCGCCAUCGUGGCAGGCGGGGCGGGCGAGUCUCUAGAAGCUCGGCCGGACAAUCAUGUGGUCUGCUUGAGAGAAAGGAAGGGAUUCAUCAAAAAGGCUCUUCAGCAUGGGGCGCAUCUUGUUCCCUGCUACACGUUUGGUGAAAAUGAACUAUACCACCAGUUUCCAAACACGGAGGGAUCAUGGACACGAUGGAUACAGCAGCAUAUGACCAAGAUUUUCGGCUUUGCCGCACCAAUCUUCUACGGGAGGGGCGUAUUCCAAUAUAGCUUUGGAUUUCUGCCUUACAGGAAAGAGCUUAAUACAGUUGUUGGUAAGCCCAUUCCUGUGGAGAGGAUGGACACACCCACAUCAGAGGCCAUUGAAGAACUAUGGCACACCUACAUCAAGGCCCUGCAGGAGCUUUUUGAGGAGAAUAAGGUCAAGUAUGGGGUCAGGGGUGACCUAACCCUCCAGGUCAAAUGAGGUCAAAGUUUUAACAAUAAAUUAUUACCUUAAACUACAACCUACAGGUCCAAUGAGGUCAAAGUUUUUAUAAAAGGGGUGUAACCCUUUUGAUGAAAGGAGGUUUCUUUUUUUUUUAGGAUGACCUAACCCUUCAUGUCAAAAGAGGUCAAAGUUUUAGAAAAAGGGUGACCUUAUCCUGCGGGUCAAAUGAUGUUCAAGUUUUUAAGAAAGGGGUAUCUUCCCAAAUUAAGACCAUUGUCGUGUAAUCCUUGUUUAAACUUCUGCAGAUUCUUGUAAGGUGAAUUAAGGUAGACCAUGCAGGUUUGGGUUACAUUACAUGGCAUAUUGUACUUAAUAGUCUUUGAACUGAUUCAUAAUGUUGUACAGUUUUAUGAUGGGUGGGUGGGGGGGGGGGGGGUGGUUGCAUUUGGGCAGGCACCUAGGGUAGUACUAAAAAAUAAAAAUGCUCUGCCUGUCACUUACACCAUCCCCCACCCCGCUACAUUGAUUUGAUUUUAAGAUGCCGUUUAACAUCCACUUUUGGCUACGCUUUUUACAUGUAAAUAUUUGAACCAUGUAUUUUAUCAUAAAUUAUGAAUUAUAAUCACAAAGAUAUUAUUUAAAAAAGAAUUUAUAAUCUUGAUUCUAGUCAGUAAUACCUUGUUACAUUUGAAAUAUGUAUCUUACAGUUAAGUCAGAAUGCCUUCAUUCUAAAGAUCUGAUAAAACAUUUGUCAGCUAAGUUUUAUAAUAAUAAUAUACAAAUAUACCAGGCUUUGAAUAGUAUAAUGGGAUUUAUCCAAGGUUGGACUGACCCAAGUAAAAUAACAUUAUUUUAUGCAGGGCCCACUGGUAAAGCAGUUUUAUAACUUAAGUAGCUACCCUGGGUAAAUAAAACAUUAUUAUUCCUCAUAUCCUACCUCAGGUGUUAGCCUUUUUUCCUUAUUUUUGUUUCUUUCAAACAAAUAAUGUUAUUAUCAAUAUUAGAUUCCCCUCUCACAAAAUUUGACAGUCUUCCACUACCCAUAUAAAAAUUUAACAAAUGCUAAACUUUGCAUUCAAAUACUUGCAACAACAAGGCUUUUAAGCUAUGAAAAACAUAUUCUGAUUAUAAUAGUUGAUGGAUAUCAAUGUUAUUGAGAUUGUGAUUUACCACCAGAGAAUAUAUGGUUGAUAUGAACACCUUGGAUGAUGGUUCGUGUUCGCUAUACUACACAAACUAUUGGGUUGUGUCCAUCAUGAAUAGACUGUCGAUUUAGGAUUUGUUUGAAUUUCUGUAAAAAUAAGCAUAAUUGAUGCAAAAAAUAACUUUCCAGGCAUCUAUAAGAUGUACUUGAACGAUAAGCAUCUAGUUAACUCCUUUUUCAUGGUUAUCAGUCUCAAACUGCAGGUUUUAAAUUGACAGUCAAUGUAGUACAUUGGAAAUACCUCUACAGGUUUUUUUUUCUUCAGUAUUUGUACGUUUUGGACAAUUUAUUACCUAUGUAAGUAUCAUUGUAUUCAUAGUGCGAUGUAUUCAAACUGUUAUACAUCCGAAAUGAAGUGUGCUUUUGUAUUGUUGCAAUUUUAUGGGCAUGUCAGGUAUGUGAAAAUACUUUGGUAAUAUGGAUUUAUACUCGCAGUAUGGUGUGUUUUCACAUUUUUUCUAAUUUUCUAUGGUCAGUGUCCCUAUGUACUGUAUCUCAGCAAUUCUUUGAUGCAUGUAGAGGCAUGCACUCGAGGUAAACACAAGUGCCUGUAUUCUGGGUUUAUUUCCAAUUCGUCUAAUGCCAAUUCGUUCAAUUGCCAACUUGUCUACUAUCAUGUGGUCUACCAUCAGUUCGUCCACUCACCACAUGGUCAACUUUCAUUUAGUCUAAUGCCAUUUCGUCUAAUAAGCAGUUGGUCCAAUGGCCAUUUAGUCCAUAUACCAUUUGGUCUAAUUGGACUAAGUGUUAAACUGUGCAAAAUUAAUGAAAAUGAAAUGGAUUUUAUACCAACUGGUUAUGAGACGAAGUGGUCAUGGACGAAAUGGUGAUUAGACAAAGUGAUGAUUGGACCAAAUGGUUAUUGGACCAAAUGGUUGUUAGACAAAAUGUUGAUGGACAGAAUGGCAUUAGACUAUAUGAAAGUAGACUAUGUGGUGAGACGACAAGUUGGCAGUAGACGAAUUGGCAAUUUACCGUAUUCUUAACCCCAGUUUAACUCUAGACCAUGGUCUAACUCUACGGACAAUAUCAAAUGGUAUUUCAUAGCAAUUGUAUAGUUAACCUGAGGUCACAAACUUUUACUACACUUUUAUGGAGUGCAAAUCAUGCCUCAAACUUCAAUUAUUGCAGCAAUUGUGUGUUAAUUUACUUAAUUGAAUAUGAGACGGCACCUAUGAAUGUUUUCUAACAGAAAUAUGGUACAAGAUAUGUGUGCUGUGGAUCAUCAUCCUGUUGCCAACUCAUAUACAAAGUAUGAGAUAUUUCAAUCCUGAAAAGUCUUCCAUAAUCAUUUUUUUUUAAUGAAAUUGUGGGAAACGGAUAAUAGGAGUUUCUGUGUAUAUUAGAUUUCAAUGACUCAUUGUGUACAUUAAAUUUGUCAUGAAUAUUGAUGAAGUACGAUUAGCCCUGGCAUUUCCAUAGAAGAGUAGCCUAGAUGCUUAUGUAAUUAUCAUACCACCCAAAGAAGAUCAUGGGUUGAAUCUGAAUGGCUCCCUCUUGUGUUAAGGUCAUAUUUUGUCUCUGAUUCAUCACAAUAAUAAUGGCCCAUAUUCUGAAGUCGGGUUUAACUUAGACCAUGGCCUAACUCUGUGCUAAAAUUAUGGGAUGCCAAAAACCUCUAAAUCUCUUAGUCUGGUAUAUUUCUAAUGUUUACUAGAUUUCUCCCCCUUAUUGUGAUCGCUAUACUACACAGACUAUCAGGUUGUGUCCAUAGUAAAUAGAGUGUCAAUUUAGGAUUUGUUUGAAUUUCUGUAAAAAUAAGCAUAAUUGAAUGAUGCAAAAAAACUUUCCAGGUAUCUAUAAGUUGUACUUGAACGAUAAGCAUCAAGUUAACUCCUUGCUUUCAUGAUGACGAAAAAUACGUCACUUAAGUCUUAUCAUGAUUUGAUUUUCAAAUGAAUUGAUAAAAUAAUCAUCUACUCGCAGAGAUUUGUGCCACAAUUGGUUUUCUUAGUCUGGUAUAUUUCUAAUGUUUACUAGAUUUCUCCCCCUUAUUGUGAUCGCUAUACUACACAGACUAUCAGGUUGUGUCCAUAGUAAAUAGAGUGUCAAUUUAGGAUUUGUUUGAAUUUCUGUAAAAAUAAGCAUAAUUGAAUGAUGCAAAAAAAACUUUCCAGGUAUCUAUAAGUUGUACUUGAACGAUAAGCAUCAAGUUAACUCCUUGCUUUCAUGAUGACGAAAAAUACGUCACUUAAGUCUUAUCAUGAUUUGAUUUUCAAAUGAAUUGAUAAAAUAAUCAUCUACUCGCAGAGAUUUGUGCCACAAUUGGUUUUCCAUAGUUAAACCACAACUUCAGACCAGAUGUUGAAAUAAACCCGAGUUUAGAGUACGGGCCAUUUGGUUUCUUUUUAUAAUUGGUAUUAUUACAAUGUAGUAAAACCUUUUCUGGCAAUAACACAUUUUCAUGAUUAUAUUUUUAUUUUCUUAUAUGCCGAAUGGAUGCUGGCAAAGGUCUGCUAUUUGCCAGGUAUUAAUGAAUGUUAUUAUGCAAUAAUUUAUUAUUGUACUAUUUUGUUGAUAUUUUGUCUGAUUCAGGCUUGUACUUCUACCUUCAGGUCGACUGAAAACUGUAGACAGCUGCAUAUUUGGACUAAAUAUAUGUCCUUACAGAUCGAGGCACAAUUUAUUAUACAAUAUCAUACAUGAUUAGUUUUAUAUUGAUAGAAUGAGUCUUUUGGGGUAAGGGUUUUGUUCACAAAUAUUGAGUCUUAUUCUAAUCGAAGUCAAUGUUUUUAAAGUAUUUGUUGGUAUUAUAUUAAAGUAAAGAGAGGAGUAUUAACUCACAAGUUGCAACUGUAGACAUUGUGAUGUAACUUGCCUCUUUAAGCUAUUAGUUUCACUUCUAAUUGAAAGUACUCACAAUAGAUAAUUCACAAUCCAGAUACCGUGAUCUGUGGUUUCCAGUUGGCCUGUGCUUCCCGUUUCUAUUACGAUUAAUUGCUUUUCUCAGGAAUGUGCAACUUUUAUUUUUGCUUUUUGGUUUGAAAUGCCCUGUAUUUGACAAUGUUAAAUGUUUAAAUAUGUAUGAAUGGUCUCAGGAAGGCAUUAUCGUUGAACAAUAAACAAUUUUCAAAUCAAAACUUACUAGACACAUCUAUUUAACAAGCAUUUCUGGAGUUCUUGUUAGUACAGUAGAAUGUAUACUUUCUCGUUGAAUACUUCCUGUGUUCUAUGGAUUGUCUACUACUAUCAACAUUGUGCAGAGAUUCUUGGAGAGAUCACUUUAUAUAUGACUGAUUUUCUCAAUAAUAUUUGACAAGCCCACCUACAUGUACCCCCUCUCCUAAAUAAAAGAGGUAAAGGCAAGAAAUUACCCAAUUGUCAGAAUAAUUAUGAAAAAAAGGGAAAUUGCUAUCAUGAGAGAGGGGGUAGUAUAUUCCUCUAUGCAGACAACUGGAAAUUCAAAUUCAAAUUGUAUGUUGAUAUUAAUCAAAACAAAAAGGAAUAUUUGUGCAACAAAUCGCUGAAUUGUAAUUGAUUGCUAGUCUAUGUCUUGUAAUUGAGAGUACAAAUUUAUUUGCUAGAUGAAAUUUACCUCUCAUUCGUAAAUUUGAAAUUGAUACUUGUAAUUGAUUGCAAAUGUAGUUCUGUGGCCAUCACUAGCUCAAUUGACUUGAUGGACUCUGAGGUUUGAGCCUCGGUGACAUAAAGUUUAGCCAUUGAUCACAGAGCUGAUUUCUACGAUCGAUUGCAUUGAUUAUUGUGCAUGAUCAGUUGUAAAAUAUAGCCCAACAAUCAAUCACAAAGUUUCUGUUUCAGGGCCCAGAAUGAUAAUAUACCAAAGAUUCAACCUUUAACCAUGGAGCUCUAUGCUUUAACCAUUGCAGGUAGUUCAAUAUGUUGGACAUUAUAUGUGCAUGUAUGAUCCGUCUUAUGUGACAGUAUUAAGAGUUUGAGCUUGUUUUUUAAAUAAAGUUUAUCUAUAUUUCA
Lytechinus pictus (painted urchin) is the source of this 6433-nucleotide messenger RNA. RefSeq names its product 2-acylglycerol O-acyltransferase 2-like. Gene Ontology annotation, molecular function: diacylglycerol O-acyltransferase activity. Gene Ontology annotation, cellular component: endoplasmic reticulum membrane. The record is from RefSeq and is a predicted model, not a curated record. Lineage: Eukaryota; Metazoa; Echinodermata; Echinoidea; Temnopleuroida; Toxopneustidae. The transcript is spliced from 6 exons. Gene Ontology annotation, biological process: triglyceride biosynthetic process. Bases 322 to 1335 code for a protein of 337 amino acids.